Caenorhabditis elegans is the source of this 330-nucleotide messenger RNA. It is a transcript of the gene ssp-19, whose product is annotated as Sperm-specific class P protein 19. Bases 1 to 330 code for a protein of 109 amino acids. The record is from RefSeq and is marked reviewed. The transcript has a single exon. Lineage: Eukaryota; Metazoa; Nematoda; Chromadorea; Rhabditida; Rhabditidae.
AUGUCCCUCACUGCCGAUCCACCAGCCUGCACCGUACCAGCUGCCGGAGUUUCCUCCACCCACAAGCUCGUCAAUGGUGGAGCCGAGAAGAUCGUCUUCAAGAUCAAAUCAUCGAACAACAACGAGUACCGCAUUGCACCGGUGUUCGGAUUUGUCGACCCAUCUGGAUCGAAGGAUGUUGUGAUCACCCGUACUGCUGGUGCACCGAAGGAAGACAAGCUGGUCGUUCACUUUGCAUCAGCGCCAGCUGAUGCUACUGAUGCUCAAGCCGCUUUUGUUGCAGUGGCUCCAGCUGGAACUGUCACCAUUCCAAUGUCGGCCACCGCCUAA